AGCCCUUUGAAAUCCUUGGCAUUAUUCAUUCCUUGCAUGAGACUUCCAAGGAAGGCUUAUCUUCUCCCGUGUCCGCAUUUCGUGAAACACGUAGGACGCAACAUAUGUGGCUUCUCAUUGGCCCUUUAUUUUUUUAUUUUAUGUUAUUUUAUUUAUUUUAUUUAUUUUUAUUGUUAUUUUUUAUUUUAGUUUUUGCCAUGGUUUCUUCUCCGAUCGUUUGGCUUCCUUGCUUCUGAUUGUGAUAGAUCCUUGGUUGUCUAAUUCAAAUGGAAAAGAAUUUGAAGGAGGGUCUAGCUAGGCAUCAGAGUAACAAUCGAUAUCAAAUACAUAACUACAUACACAACUUAACGAUCUGAACACAUCUUCUGCCAGCGUUGAAAACGUCAUUGAACAUAGAGGUCAUUUCCUGCUCGGUACUUGAAGGGGCGAUGUGUCGGGUGAAACAAAUUACUUUUGCAACCAAACACCCUUCUAAUUCCCAGGUUGCUCCUAAGCUCUUGCAAAUGUCGCCGCAACAAUAAGGGGGAAUGCCACUGUCGCUUCGGCGUAGACCUAUUACCAUCGAAAAUUGAAUGGUCAGCUCAGAAAACUACAGCAAGUAAGUUUUAGAAUUGUUUCGGUGAUCUUUCGUUGAGGCCGGGGUUCGGCCCUACGGCAAGGGAAAAAAAGGGGAAGAACAAAGGAACAAAGUAGGAAUAAAAAGGAAUAAAAAUGAAUGAAUAACUACCUUCACACUCUUUGCAUCCGGUUUGAUCUUCCCCCACGACACAGCUUCGUCCGGUCGUGCGCCAGCGUCGCUCCCAUCAAACUCCUGCGCCGUGUUGAUAUACACCGCGCUCUCCGCCCCGUUGCGCAUCAAGCAGGCAUUGGCAAUAUGGUGCUUUACCAGGCCGCCACCUAGAAUAAUCAUCCCAGCCCGUUUGGCCCGUACAGCGAUCGUAUUGAUCUUCCGCACGUCUUCCACGAUGUCGACACGGAGCUGCAGCGGCGAGGACUUGAACGUGUGAAAAUACAUCAUGUCCCCCAGGCUGCCAUCGGUCAGUGCAGGGCAGAAGACGGGAAUGUCAUUCUUGUACGCCCAGUAGUAGACCGAAUCUUCAUUAUUGAUUUCCUUCCCGAGCCGGUGGAUGAUCUUGCUCGGGGUCCAGUGGAGCGGGGCAUCUGGUGUCGACGCCCGUGACGCCUCCUGUUCUUCCAACAUUUUAUCGAGAAUCGGCACGACCCAGUCUUCGAAAACACAGUAGUUGCUGUUCGGCACGAUCAGGUUACCGAUGCGGUUCAGGCCUUUGGCCCGUAGCGACGGACCGGGAGUCGCGAAGGAGCCGAGAUAAGUGGGAGCGAGACAUUUAAUAAAAUCUUCCUCUAUUCCGCCCGCGGUAGUGACAAUGGCCGAGACAUGUUUGUGCUGGACGAGGUAACGCAGUGUUUCCCGUAGACCAGAUGAUAUAAGAUUGGAUGUGUACCCUAGGAAUACAGUGGUCCUUUCGCCCGUUUCCGGAUCGCGCCAGGCUCUCUAAAAUAGGGAUAACCAACACCCUGUUAGACAAAUAGGCAUGUCCCGCAGUGGCUGGCUCGGCGUUGCGCUGGAAGAUUGACGUUUGAAGUUUGUUGGGAGAGGCCUCGGAGGGGUAGUGAGGAGGGGCGGAAUGCAGUGUGCACGUACAUACCAUCUCAUUAAUGAUCUGCGCAGCGUCGCCCACCGCACUGGCCUGGAAGCCCAUGGAAGCCAUGCCAUCCACCAACUCCGCAACAGUAAUAUCCCUUCCGGCAUGCUUGUUGAAAUCAAUGCCCCCAACCGGUUUUGAACCCUCAGGAACGGGCUGGGAGGCGACGAACACCGCAUCUGUGACCGAGGGGGGAAGUCCUGCAGCUUGCGAAGUCAUGGUAUCUGCGUUGAACUACACAGAGUACAAUGUUCUGUAUGGGCGCUGAGAAAAGCUGCCAAUGGAUCGGUUGUUGCAAUUGGCUGGGAAAAAUUGCUAUACCAGCAGCUUUUUUUUUGGCUUGCGGACCCUUCUGCAUUGAAAAGUGGCAGAUUAUCGACAAUCUCGGAACAAAACAUGCCACCAAUUUUCCGGACGCUAGCUUCCAUACAGCCCCUGGCAAUUAGCGAACACAAAGGAAAAGAAAGGGAGGAAAAUGUAUAGAAAUAAUUCAAAGAUUGAGGAACCGAAAUACGAGACCGCACUUUUUUGAAUCGGAGCUCAAGUUGUUCCGAACCCAAAAGCGGUCUAGUUGCAGCUCCAAUGGCCCAUUGGCCAGGCCCAGCGAUCCCUGCCCGUCUUUAAUUCUCCAGCCAAUAGACGCCUGACAACAGGCGCACUAACCCGACCCACUCGAGCCUGGGCCGGUGGGUUGUGCACAAUCGAUACUUGACACCUUGUUUGCGCGGUAUCGUUUUGGUUUGUCCGACGAGUGUUGGAAUACAUGUAAGGUCAAUCGUUUUAACGUAAUCCAUAGCCGCCAGGUUAUUAUGCGUGGUCCACUGCCUAAUUUCCUUCAAACUUGGGCCAGUGCCUGUUGAAUACUCCCCAUCAACGCCUGUGACUGGUUGAUUCUUCUUGAUAUCCUAGCAUGCUGCAUCCCUCCAUAGAUCCAUUCGAAGCGCUUGAGAGGAAAUGUUCAGGCCUCAUGUGACCCCAGGUUGCGCAGCCUGCGGUAUGACAUGGGGAUGAAUAAUGAUAGAGAACGAACUCCCUGCUUUACUAAGAGAGCCACUCCGACCCAUCCCCUGCUGUCUCUUGCCUGCCGGUCUUCCCGAUUGCCGUUUCAAGGCCUCAAUUUUUCCCCCAUCAUCAACCUCUUCCAUUUUCCCCCUUCCCCCUUCUUCCUCCCAUAACUCCUCUCGUAGUGGGAUUAUGCUUACUUCGUUACCAUCGAGCUUUUGAAUCAUGGAACCAGAACUCUGCUCCUCAAACUAGUCUAUUGGUUUCUCUUGCUUGGCUGUCGAUCAAGUGUUUGUCCGUCUGUUUUUCCUCACAUUCGCAAAACCAACACUCUCUCGGAAUACAGCGUGAAGUGCCAUCGCCCUCACUAGCCUCGUACCUUUGGAUCUCUCUUUUUCUCUCAUCUGUUGUCAUUAUAUCUCACCAUCAGCGCUGGUUGUUCCAUUUUCCAAUAUCUCAUUGUUUACUGUGUACUCCGUACAGCGUACGGGUUGAACAAGGUUCAAUGCUACCUCCAGUAGUUACACCACUAGUCUUAAAGGGGAAAGGUUUGCUAUCACCGUAGAUUUCCAAGGUUUCGGACUUGGCUAUUUUAAAGAUCACGUGGGCUUCUUACUCGGGAUUUCCCAAAGCGUCGACGAGCGACUACGUUUUAACGACGCUUGAUCUGACACUUUGCAAUCAUACAACUCUCCAUUCAACGCGACAGCUACGCUCUAACACCCUUUACUUCGUGUUUCUUUUGAGCGGUCUUUGUUGAAUGGGCAACUUCUUUCAUGGCGUCUCGCUUUCCGCCCCGAGAACGAUCACCACAUCGGUAUAACGACCGCCGUCCCUCCGCUCCUCACGGCUCCUCGCAUAUCCCUUCUGGCCCUCGUGUUUCUGACGAUGUCAAUUCAACACCUCUGGGAAGGGAACCCCCUCGUGGUCCAAAAGCUCUAAUAGAUCCGCCAAGGGGUGCGCCCUUUGGCCCUUCCGGUCCUAGAGGAAGGGGCUUCCUAGCACGAGGCGAAUUUCGAGAUCGUGAGAGGGAUCAUGAUCCCCGGGAUCUGCGAGAUGGUCUCCCUCCAUUCAGACGGGAUAACGACAGAGACUGGUCCCGGAGAGACCGCGGUUUUGAUUUUAGAGAUGCCCGCGUUCCUUUUGGCCGUGGAAGAUCGAGGUCACCUCCACUACGGGACUUUCGCGAUUCUAGAGAACCUGGCCCUCGGGAUUCCGAUGCGCCAAGAAUGCGUCGCAACUCCAGAGAUGGGCCUGUCGGUUCCAUGAGUGGAGUCCAGGAUGCAUCUCCUCUUCGUGGCCCGUCUCUGCGAGGUCGAGGUCGUGGCGACCGUGAGCGGGGUAGGGGUCGGGGCUUUCUAGAUGAUCGCGACUCGUUCCGACGACGGAGCCGUUCGAGGGAUGCAUGGAGGGAUCGUGAACGUGAUCGCGACCGUGAACGUGAUCGCGACCGUGACCGCGAUAGAGAUAGGGACUUGGAACGCUCUGAUCGGUUCGAUAGGCGUGAAGAUGAUCGGCGAUCGGAACGAGAGGAUAGAGAAAGAGACCGGCCUUCUGAACGCUCAGACUUGUGGAAAAAAGAUAUGUUAUUAGCUAGGACCGAAUCCAAAAGUACAUCUGCAACAUUAGCGACCAUCCCACCUGCAUCGCCCACGCCAUCGUCGUCAUCUAUACUCAGUGCCAAAAGGACUGUCAUCCCCGAAAUCCAUGAUUCAAAUAGGAAAUCCGCAGUCCCCGCACAAAGUACGGGCGAUUCUCGGCAUGAGCCAGAUCGACAGGAACAUCCUACAAUUCGCUUAGACGCACCAAAGGACCGGCCAAUCUCACAAAGCUCUUCUCCCCCAUCUCCACCAGAAGUCCCUGCCUUCGGAUCUAUCAUUAGUCCCAAACCAGCGUCCGAUGAUUCUCCCUUUACCUCGUCCACCAAAUCCAGGCCAUUUGAUGAACUCUCCACUGCAGCAUCGACUACCGCAAAGCCAGAAAAGGAACACAUGGAUGUUUCCGCUUCGUUACCAACUGGGAUAUUACCGCCUACUGGACCAAGAGCUGAGAGGUCGGAGUUUGAACAUUCACACGACACCCGCGUCUCCCGUCCGCAUGGUCUGGAUACUCGAGGGAAAGCUGAGGUGCCACUGCGCCCUGCACGGCACUUUCCGUCCUCAUCUAGAUCUCCGACUAUUACUACGCGCGAUGGUCCUGGUUUCGCGAGUGCAUCUAGCGCAAGAGAUUCACUUCAAUCAUCGCUUCAGGCAGAUGCGAGGACUCAGGAAUUGCCUCUCGGGGUACGGGUUAGCCCCCGACCUAGCUCCUCAUCAGGAUCCCCGCCUACUUCACAAUCAAUGGGAAGAAGUAUUUCACUAUCCCGUAGGUCUGGUUCACCCCCUGUUCCGUCAGCCGCCCCAUUUAAGUCACCAGGACCGAAGACGUCUCCCGGAAUCUCUUUCGCAAGCGUACCCACGGGACCACGGGCUCUCCAGCGACCCAAUGCGCCAAGGAACGCCCCUAAAGUCAGUAACCAAUGGGUUCGCCCAGGGUAUUCAAAUCGUGGACCUUCGAUCAUGAAUUCAGUAUCACCUAUCAAACGUGACGUAUUUGACGACAAGGACAGAGGGUGGUCUUUUGGCGCGUCUGACCCUUAUAAACCUCACGAACUUGAGCGUUAUCCCCAUCGGGAAGAUUCCAAGUCGUCACCAGUUGCUGAGCGAACCGACCGUCCUCCGAGCCACGCUGAAAACAAUGUCGUCCGAGCAGCUGCGACCGUGUCUUCGGAAGAUCACGCACCACGUGCCUCAAUUUCGUCGAUAGCGGACCAAGUUGCUACUCCUCUCAUGUUUGGACAAUCCAGUGGUGAAGAAACAGACGAGGAAGACGACUUGGAUGAAGAAGACUUCAAUGAGGGAGAGAAGCGAUUUGCAAAGGAAAUGCAAGCGUUGACAUCCGAAAUGCCACCUCCAACCCUUCAUGAUCCCGUUAUAGUUGACUUACUGUUACAAAUUCAAAUGCUGGGUAUCAUAGCCGAGGGGGUUGCCCCAACCUAUAUGGACCUGCCAGAUGCAGCGAUUGAGGUCGAAAGGCCGGACCAACCUCCAGCUGUCAUUCCAGUGUCAGCAAAGGAGGCCCAAGGAAUUGAAAUCCCGCAGCCCUCGUCACCAGUGGCCCAGGCUCACACUGCCCCGUCUCUCGAAGUUCCAUCAGUCGAUAACCUUCCCUUCCUCCAAUCUGGGCCACCCACUCCGUUUUCUGACCUAGAGGCUUAUCAGGAAACGAUCCAGACGCAUGACCGGUUGAGAGAGGCUCUUCGCGGGGAGCUAGCCAAGCAGCGUAAAGAAAUAGCUCUCCAUCAUCAGGAGCUACGACGGGAGUAUGCUAAGUAUUAUAAGCCUUGGAGGAUUGCCGUGGAGGAACUAGAUCGCACGAGUAGACAAGAAAAGACAACCACCCCAGGUCCACCCACCCCGCCGUCGGCUACGGGAACGGCUACUACUCCAAGCACCACCGCCGAAGGACGAAGAGGUUACAAACUUAACAGCGAGCUUGACUUCCAAAAUGCGCUGAUCGCAUCUACCAUUACUGCGCGGGAAGAGCAAGCACGUCGACGCGAAAAAGAAGGGCCCGCAAGGCCGGAUACGUCUAAAGAAGCGCUUAUCCCAGAUAUGUUCGACGAACACGAGAAACAAGCCUUUAUCUUCAAGGAUACGAACCACACCGUAGACCCUUCUGCUGCAUAUGAAGUUUUCGCGUUCCACCCGACGCCGGACAAUUUCACCCCCGAGGAACAAAAGAUUUUUACGGAAGCAUUUUUAGAGCAUCCCAAAAAGUGGGGCAAAAUUGCGGAAUAUCUUCCAGGCCGGGACUUCCAGGCAUGCAUCAAUCAUUACUACUUCACAAAGCAGGAAUUCAAGUAUAAGGCCAAAUUGAACAGAAAAUAUGUUCGAAGACGUGGAAAAAGGGCUCCUGCUACCAGGAAUCCAAAAUCAAACGCCCUCAUGUCAGAUCUUGGUGUUCGGCCCGAAUACGAAGGUGAGGAAGUGGAAACUCCCGCUGUCACUGAUACUGGCCGACCUCGACGGGCGGCGGCCCCAACGUUCGGCGAAGCUGGUCCAGAGACAGAGAAUAACACACCUACGCCAAGCUCUGGGAAAAGAGGGAAUCACGGAAAGGAUCCCGCUGAGCCGGGAGUGGAGAAACCUCCCAGCAGACGUGGCGGAAGGGGAGGAGGCGGACGCGGUGGCAGGCGAGCAAAGGCACAGCAAUCUUCACUUGCGACUCCGAUUGCUUCAGCUCCUCCAAAAGUUGAACCAGAAGGGCCAGCAGAUGCAGUACCAGAAUUGCCGAUUGCGAAGGAGAAGAAAGAACAGAAGGAUAUCGCUGCCGAUGAGGUAGUUCCCCGAGCAAAAUCUACAAAGGCUCGCAGCAAGGAAACCGUUUAUGUUUUCGACGCUGCUGAACCCGAAGCUCCAGCAAAACCCGCCGAACCCAGAUCUGGUGCUCUCCAGCCCACUAGUUACUGGUCUGUACCGGAGCAACGAGAAUUUCCAGAUCUAAUCAGGCACUUCGGGAAAGAUUUUGAGGCUAUCUCCCAAUAUAUGAGGACCAAAACUCCUACAAUGGUCAAAAACUACUUCCAGAGACGUGUUGAUUCUGGCCAAACAUUGUUGGAGGAGUACGCUGAGAUGGCUGAGGCGAAGAAGUUGAGUGGAGAACCGCCAGGUCCGCUACCAAUUCCAAAUAUCCCUCCUAAACGGCGAUACGAAGCUACACCAUCUUCUGUCGCUCCACGCCCCCUCGCACCAAACACUGAAGCUACGGAGCCAGCAGAUGCAUCGCUGGCCCCCAAACCAAAGGUCCCGGCAGUCCCUCUAGCUGCGGCACACCAACCAGCCACUCAAUCUCGGCCGCAAGCCGAUAGGGAUCAGUCUCAGCCUAGGUUUUAUCCUCUUGCGCAAGCGACAGCUGCCUCUGGGGUUCCCGUACCACCCGUGAACGACGAAUUGCAACCGCGUUCCAUUCGUCCCCAGCCGCACCAACCCCAGCGCAAUCAGCAAGGCCCUCGAGUCGGAUAUUUCAGUGACGAACGACGAGAUGGGCGCCACCUAAUGCCUAUCCCCCCGGUGCUCACCGUACAGUCUCAGGAGUCCCAAAGCCAGAAGCAGCAGCCGAAUACGGCCCCCAUGCAAAGUCAUGGUGGAGGUUCCGCCUUACAUGCCCAAAAUUUGUCUCGUAGCGAUUUGCUGCCCCAGCCUCAAGAGGCUCAAGAGGUGCUACGGUAUCAGUCACUAGCGCAGCCGGCGUUAUACUCUCAAACCCAGUACCUUCAGCAGUCCCAGACAAACAGCCCGAUCACCCCGGUAGCACGGACACAUUCGAGACGUUCGAGCAAAGCUAUUCCUACACCGACAGCCACAUCUCCUGUGCAGCGCAUGCCCAAACAGGACUUCGAUUCAGCUUCUCUUCCACGUGACGAUACGACCGUGCAACCGAAAUCAGCUCUUCCCCAUCCUAGCCAACUUAUAGGUAUAAAGCAACAGUCACCUGCGGUAUCACCAGCCAAAGAACCCGCUCGUCCAAGCUCGACCCCGGCACAAGUUUUUCCAGAGCCUCCACGUCAAGUUCCUGCUAAAAGGUCAAAUAUCAUGAACAUUUUAAAUGAUGAUGCUGAAGAACCACCGUCUCGAAAGAAGUUUGCGAGUGACCAAUCCUCAGCGGCAAAUACUCCACAGUUAUACUCCAUAUCACAUUCAAUGUCUCAGCAAUCGCAACUUCCCCCUCGCGAAGAGUCGGUACACUCUAGCAGGCAGCUACAGCAUCAAAGGUCGCACUAUCUGCCCCAGCAGUCACAAGUACCGCAACAAAAUCAACUAUCAAAUACUCCCUCCCGCUCAUACCCCGAAUAUUCUAGCUAUUCUGUUGGCUCUGUGACUGGAUCUGGGACGGCGACCCAGGAUUGGAUGGCCAGGCUAGACCCGAGGGGUCAGCAACAGUCUCAAGCAACCGACCAUGGUCUUUCCCGUUUACCAGCUCAGCAAGCCCCAUCCCUAGGAUACAUGAGCACCGCACAACAGGCCACAAACUCGGGGUCGAAUCUUCACAAGCAGGCACAGCAGCAGCACCGUUCGUCAUACAACCCGCAACCCUCACAGCCGGUACAGCAAUCUCAGCCCGCCGGGUUCCAGGGCCAAUCUCAACAUCAGUCAAAUAUUAACCUUGGGAAACGUGAUUCUCCCUUGACAUUACAAGCCCAGCCUUUUCAUCCAUCUUCCCCACAGCAUCGUCACACCUCAGUACCUUAUUCUCGACGGACAUCACAGCAGCAACAGCAGCCAUCUUCCCCACUCCACAUUUCAGCAUCAGCCCUACCCCAAACGCAGCAGCACUCUUCAUAUACUCAGAGCCACUUGAGUCAGCCACCGCAACGUCAGCAUCAUUCUUCAGCUAGGCAUCAGCUUGGACACAACCCCCAGCAUAAUGGACAGAGUGGCAGCGGGUCUCAACACAUGCAGCACAUUGUUCCGCCUACGUCCCCUCACCAUCACCCCACAUCAUCACUACGCCAAUCUCAACAGCAGCAGCACCAGCACCAGCCCCGACACCACCAACAGCAACAGCAACAUCACCCUCAACAUAUCUCCCCUCUUGGUCUAGGAAAUCAACAUAGUACUAGUUCAUUCGGUCACAAUCCGUCACACCUACAACCGGCUCAUCGGACAUCCAGCAAUAUCUCGAUUUCUUCACCGAACCCGCAUCAGAACGCAAAUCUUGGGAGACCUUACACUCCACCAUCCGCUUUGCACCAACCUUCCCCAGGCGGACCUUCUUAUUCUUCUGGUAUUGUUGCUCCCCACCCCAAUCAGGGACCGCAACAACAAGGGUUACACCCAAUGCACCAGCACCAGCACCCGAAUCAGCAUCAACACCAACAACUUCAUUCUAGACUCCCUGGACCGACCCAUCACCGCGCUUACUCGCAAGAUUCGAGACAAUGAAAUAGAAAUUCGGAUGCGUCCUUUCUCUUAAUGGUCAUGCAAUCACUAUCUUUAUGGAUUUCAUCUGUAAUCCCUGGCGGGUCCCGUUUCUGUGCAUACAUGUUUUGUUGCCUAAGCAUUUCAUUCGCUAAUUUCAUUCUCAUUUCUUAUUUCUUUUUCUUUUUCAUGUCCGCCCCCCUGUUUGUAAAAUCAGUCUGGGGGAGGCGGGACGUGAAACGUGUUACCUUCAAUUUACAUUUUUCAUUUUCUCCCCUGCAUUAUUACACCCAUUAUAUCAUGUUUUCGGUCGUUUCUGUGUGUUUUCUACCUUCUAGCAUAAGUAUUGAAUUUAUUGGUAUGAGCCUCGAACAACAGAAGGUUAAUUGCAUGGACUUUUCCUUAUUGGCGCAACGAUUCCAUUAAACUAUAUUCAGGAUCAAGCCAGCCCUCCAGUUGUAGGCAGCAUGAGUAAAUAAGGCAGGCAGGCGUACGCCCACGCUUUGUUUUUGAACCAGAGCGGAUGAACCAGAGCGGAAUUGUUCAUUGUCAUCAUCAAAGAGCCCUGGUACUCAAUCCUUCAUGUCCAUUAUUAGAAUUAAAAUAUUACAUGGCGGCUCGAUAUAUUCCAUUAUAUAACCCCCAGCUGACCGAUGAUAGUGUGUCAAUUUUAGUACUAAGCCUCAGUUGUGAUUCAGUGUAAGGAGUGAACACUACUUCCCAGCGGAACAGCACAGCCAACUGCAGAAUAUUCAUCCCCUUACGAGCAGUACCCGUUCAUUCCUUAACAGUACAUGUACCUACAGCAUGCGCAAUAUCGACCCCGGUCAUUCACAUUUCAUUAUGCGGGGACAGCCACCGGCGAUUUCUGCAUACCGUUCCAGAAUCUUGAACAUGUAGAAUAUUCCUUGUCAGGUGAAUUACUCAAUGCUUCAGGUUGAAAAAUGGGUUUCGAAGAAGAUUUACAUUUCAUCCUCAGCAACAAAGUCAUAAUAGCCACCCGCUUAAAUACAAGCAGCAAUUAGUGAGCUGUGCAGAUAAAUCUGGGGAUCAAUGACCAAAACGUCAUUCGAGAGAAAGAGAUAGCAAGGAUAUAACGCCGCAAAAUGACCAGGGAGGUAUAAGAAGCAAAACAUGGGGAAUAAAAACAGAGAAACAUUUGAUGAUAUCGUAAAACAUAAAACAUAAAACACACAACUGAACAGUAACGGACAGGUACAAUUGACAUAACCCAGUAAGCUGCGAGUCCCUGGAAUCAAAACGCAAAAAGGAAUGGUGAAAUCGAAA
Molecule: messenger RNA, 10912 nt
Organism: Blastomyces gilchristii SLH14081
Lineage: Eukaryota; Fungi; Ascomycota; Eurotiomycetes; Onygenales; Ajellomycetaceae
Product: MYB DNA-binding domain-containing protein
Exons: 3
Coding region: 3443-9649 (2068 amino acids)
Biological process (GO): regulation of transcription by RNA polymerase II
Cellular component (GO): Set3 complex
Source: RefSeq, a predicted model, not a curated record